Messenger RNA from Poecilia latipinna (sailfin molly), 5778 nucleotides. RefSeq lists its product as uncharacterized. The transcript has 8 exons. NCBI's taxonomy places the organism in Eukaryota, Metazoa, Chordata, Actinopteri, Cyprinodontiformes, Poeciliidae. The record is from RefSeq and is a predicted model, not a curated record. Bases 334 to 5049 code for a protein of 1571 amino acids. Gene Ontology annotation, biological process: cell differentiation.
UAUUUUCUUUACUCCCUUCCUAUCUGCCUUGGUUCAUUGGAGCGUCCGCACACAGACAGACAGACAGACAAACAGCUCAUGACAGCAGGGCAAACUCUUCUGUUUUCCUUCGACACAGUGGAGCCGAGUAAAUGCUACAGUUUCGUGAAGCGCGCUGAAGUUUUCACGGAAAUGGUUCACCUGAAGUUUUCUGUCGGACAGUAAGAAUAAAAAAAGUUUGGAGCUGGAGAGAAAUGAAGCCCCUGAGAGACGCUUCAUAUGGAGAGUGAGUGAAUAAACCCUAACCGGAUCUUUAAAAGUUUUAAAAAGGACGCAGCUCCAUCGUGAGGAGGCAUGUCAAAUCGUGAUUCUCUGGGGGUCGGGGAGCUGCUUCCCCAAGAUGUGAUCCAAGUAUUUGCCCAGGAAAAACACAGCAGAAGAAGCCGAAAGAAGCGCACUCGCUCCUUCGGUCGAGCUUUCAGCUGGUUCAAGAGAAAGAAGAGGAAGAACAACUUCAGUAAUGGGCAGAGCCACGGUAUGGGCCCCCCUCUGGACCUGGACCUUGAUAAACACCGUUCCGGUCGUCACGGUGGACACAAGGGAGGACAGAAGUCAGGGAAGCAGACCCAUCAACAUGGAAACAGUCAUGCUGUCCCAAAGCUAAAUGAUGAUGACAAGACUCCAGCUCCCCCACAGUUCCAGGAGAAUGUCUUUAUCGAGAGCAGCAGGUCCAAGUACGUGGAGGACCUCCACACCGAGGCCCUCGAGGGGCUGAAAAUGAUGCAGGAAGAAGAAAACAGUAAUGGAGUGGAGUAUCAAGAUAAUGAAAGCACAGUUUCGACUGUGACGGUCCAAACAGACGGGGAAAGUGCGGGGUUCGUGACAGACAGCACCAUUCCUGACACAUCCUCGGUUAUCUCGAGACAAUCAUCGGUGUCCGCAAGAUCGUCCCGCUCUGGACUCACCAGGCAAGCAUCGACAUUCAGACCACUGAACUCUGGUAAAAAGUCAGAAAAAAGCAAAACACGAAAACGUCACCGGAGGACUGUUGCAGGGAUUCCACGACAUGUUCAGAAAGAACUUGGCUUGGAUAGAGUGGGAUGGACAGUAACUCAGCGGCUGGAUGAAGAACAACUUUUCAACGGAGAUACAGAUAACAGCCCUUUGACUGGGCCAGAAUCACCAGAAAUACUUGGCUCUAGCCCUCAAGCCUCAAACAUCAUCCAUCCACUUAGCAAAGAGAAGGUGGCGCAGCUGAAUGCUGCCCAUGCUGCCCAUGCAGAUGACCUGGCCCUGCUGCACCGUUUCCCUCCUCUUUCUGAAGCUGUGCGGAGACCUCGGUCCGUGGCUGUGCCGUGGAUGACUACUGCGUCCAGUCUCCAACAAAAGCCCCCUAGCCCAGUCAUGACUAUGUCACCCCAGGCUGCAUACAUGUCUAAAAUAAUUCCCAACGCUGUUCUGCCACCCUCUAUUGACGUAGUGGAAAUCAGCCGCAGUCGAAGUCGCAACAGUGUCCGCACGGUCAGCAAGAGCAGCCUGAUGGUGUCCAGCCCAGCUCCCUCCCGUGCUUCGUCUAGAGCUUCUUCAUCCAGAACCACUUCCUCCAAUAUCACCUCUGUCUCCCGCUAUAAUGGUCCUACUCUGUCUGACACUUCCUGUUGCAGCAGCUCAGAUUCUUCAAACACCUUGGUGUCUGAUUCUUCAACCAUCUCCAGCAGCAGCAUGCAAAAAAUGCCCUACAAUGUUGAUACGUCUGCUAAACAUUAUAAGGUCAAUAGCAAUUCUUCUAAUGGCACCUUCAACACUAAGGUCCUAAUUAAGGGACAGCAGAAAGAUGGGCAAUUUGUGCGUAGCCUCUCUGUCAUUAAGUCCAAACGAGCUCCUCCUCCUCCAAGUCGCUCCUAUUCCCUUCACAGCAAAGUGAAACGGCGAUCACAGGAUCUGGUAGAGCUUCCAAUAGAACCAUCAGUCCCUAGCAAGGAAAAGGAAAACCAUAAACCUGGAUCAUCUCCAUUGCCCUCAUGUGUAGACAGCCCUGGUUAUCAUGGAGACACCAGCUCUCUAGAUGACUCUACAGGUUCCACAUUAUUCGCUUUAAAGAAACCUCAGCUACCAGCAUCAAAGACGGAGGAUUUGAAAAAGGCUGCAGCAACAGAUUUCAAGGACCCUUCAGAAGAAAAGCAGGAAAAGUUUCAAGAGAACAAGCACACUAGAUUAUUGUCUCCAUCCAGUGGUUACUCCAGCCAAGAUGGAACAUCCCCUCAACAGCCUCCCAGCACAUCUCCAAAGCACAAAAAGGGGUUCCUUACAAAGCUUCAAAAGUUAUUCUCUGGGCCAAACUCUUCUAGUUUGGCUCCAGCUGUCUCAACCCAGACAGGGAUUACUGAACCUAAACAUGACACAGUGAGUGUCAGCCCCUCAGUUCGGACCCUGAGAGAACUCUUCAACAUCCCUCCCCCACCCAAAGUCCAUGCCCCACCACCGCCUCCCCCUGAGGUAUGGGCUCACAGUAAACGUUCAUUUGAGUUACUCCUGGGGCCUCCUGCUCCUGACAACCCUAUUGCCAUCAUAAAGAAGAAUCCAAAGGACAGGAGACAACAGAGACAGUCUCCCUCCGUGUCUAGAGAAGGAUCUGUAAAGAGCGUUGCAGUAGAAAGAAAACACAAGUACACGGCAGAGCCUAUGAAUGAAUCGCAAGAGGCAAAGAAAGUUCAAGAAAGUGGGAUUUUAAAUGCAGAAAUUCACAAAGAGAAGACUGAAAGAUUGUCUCAGAAUGGAGAUUUGAAAGGUAGCGUUAAGGAAGAGAAAGAGAGAGUAUGUGACAUUUUAAAUGGGAUGUUAGUGAAGGAUAUAGAAACAUGUGAAAGGAAAGGUCAGAAAACGUCCAGCCAAGCUGCAGGGAAUAUUUCUUCAUCGGUGAGUGGUCCUCUACAACUCGCCGCCAUACAGACCACUGAGGCUUCCAGAUCUCUACAAGUUGUUUCGCCUGAAUCAUCCUGGCCUCCCCCUCCUCCACCAAUGGCUCAAGCUGGCGUCAACGGAGCAGAUGGGCUAGAUUUUCCACUUCCACCACCCCCAUUCUUCAGUGAGGAGGGAGUGAUUUCACCUGUUCAGGUGCCACCAAAUAGGAACAAUUAUGGUUGCAAAUCAUCACCUGGAGCUGUGCUUACUAGACAAGAUGUGAAAGGAGAUCAUGUUGAGGUGCCUCCUUCAUCAGGUAUCCCUCCUCCCCCACCCUAUACUGCUCCCCUUCCACCAACCAUUGAGACUGAAAAGGGCUCUGUCCCACCAAAAGAGUCUUCAGCAUCUACUUCACCUGUUAAAGAAGUUCAUCUUCCAACAGCUGUAGAGGUUUCUAAAGACUUUACUCUUCAACAUACCCAGGAAACAUCUUACUCCACUGAACAGGCAGGUCCUCUGAGAAAGUAUGUUGCACCUCAGAGUAUUCCACCCCUACCAACACAGCUCCAGUCGUCAGAGCAGAAGAUAGAUUCUCCAGACAAGAGCGCCCCACCAAAACCUGAAACUAAAGAUUUACCAAACAGUAUUUUAAUCCCUCAUCAGAGUAUUCCUCCCCCUCCUCCUAUAGAGCCUCUGCUCAAGUUUUCAACUGAUAAUUCAGGAACUGACGAGGCACCAAUUUUACCACCAUCUGAGUUCAGAAAUGCUUCUUCACUAAAAGAGGCAGAAGAAAUUGCUUCUACUCAACCUAUUAACAUUCCGUUGCCUCCACCUUUGCCAGCACAGAUUCCUGCGAACAGAAACCAUAAAUAUGGCCCUCUAAGUAUAGAAAACCAACACCAAACGACAGCUUGUGCAUCUGAUGUACACAGAGAACAGUCGAAUGUUAUCACCCCUUCCCUAUUGAAAAUGGUCAAGCUUCGGUCUGUUGAAAACAGUCUGGAACCCCUUGAAACUCGAGAGCAGGCCUCUUCUAAAGGUGUCUUUAAGCACCCCUCUUCUACUAUAACAUCAUCACUUAUGCAAAUGGUCAAACUUCGGUCUGUGAACAACAGCCCUGAACCCACUGAAACUUCCACAGGCAUGGAAGAGGAACCAACACCGUCUUUUCUCCAAAAGGUAAAGCUUCGGUCCAUCAACAACAGCCCCGAACCAGCUGAAGUUACCAAGGAGUCAGGCGAGGCAUCAGUGUCCAGUACCACCCCAUCCUCUCAGCAGAUGGUCAAGCUUCAGUCUAUUAACAGCAGCCCUGGACCCCCUGAAGUUGCCAAAGAUGAAAGUGAGGCAUCGGCGUCUGAUGCCACCUCAUCCUCUCUGCAGACAGUCAUGCUUCGGACUGUUAACAACAGCCCUGAACCCGCUGAAGAGAUCAAGGAUGCAACCAAGGAGUCUGUAAAGAACAGUCCUGAACCCCUUGAAGUGAAAGAGCAACCAAAGCCUGAGACCCCAGUGAACCAACAGCUCCCUGACAAAGAGCUCCCAACUUCAUCUUCCAGUAAUGAGGCUCCUCAGAAGCCCAUCAGAAAAUCUCUGAUCAUGACACAUCCCACUUCCACAUCUCCACCUGCCACCAUCACCUCACCACCAACUCUGUCUCAGUCUGUUGAAGUUUCAACUGCAACUUCACCAACAGUUGUCUCUCCAAUGAAAAAGUCUCCUCCUGCCACAACCUCUUCUGGCUCCAUGAACCUGCAAGAGGCCAUUCGCCUCAGGACAGCUGCCAGAUCGAAACAGGGUCCUUCUUCUCGGCUCUCACCUUUGUCCCCUGCAGACUAUCUUAAAUCGCCGUCAAGCACUGCAAGCUUCAUCUUCUCCAAAAGCAACAAGAAGGCAGUGAUUGAGACGAAGCAAAAGCAAGAAGAGAAGGAAAAUGUGCAAAACAACGUGGAAGAUUCCACUAAGGUGACGAGUGAAGGAGAGUCGAAGAUAGUAGGGAGAGUGCCACCACCUGUAGCAAAAAAACCGAAAGCAAAGGGUAAAGAGGCUGAGGUCAGUGAUGCUGUGGAGCAAACUGCAGGACAGGAAACACAGCUAGAUGCUCUCAAAGAUACCACAGAGGAAAUAAACGGGACAGCAGGUACUGUUCAGAGCGGGACAUCAUCAGCAUGAAUGCAAAGCCUGAAGGAGACCUUGGAAGGACUAAAUAACACUGACUUCUUUUUGAUGCAACUGUUUGGAUUUGAAUUGAUAUGGUUCUUAUUUUCAGAAUUUAUGCAUUAGAAAGUUGUUUGAGUUUCAUGUUAAUGGUGUGGGUCUUAAUUUUUAUUAAUUCAUUUUGCAUUUUAGAGAAAGCAAGUAAUGUAUAUUUUUCUUGCCAGAGGGACUUUUGUUCAUGGUACUUAAGACGUGGAGGGAAUAUGCUGCCCUCUAGUGUCAACAAGUGAUUGCACCACUUAAAAUAUGUCCUGCUGAAUCAAAGCUUCAGUCUUUGCUUGUAUCAAUGGGAUCUUUGGGAACUGAUUUGUGUUUAUAUAACAUUUGUCUAUUUAACAUAUCUAAUAAUUACAGAUGUGUUCCACAGAGUUCUGUAUAUUUUCCAAAAGAGUUUCCACACCAAUUAUCUUUAAAAAAAAAUAUAUAUAUAUUAAGUUAUUUCUGUCUUUUCAUUGGACUUUCCUAGAGAGGAUUUCACUCAAUGCAAAGUACAUGGUUUAAAUUUGCAGUCGUUUGUCAAAUCAAAAACUCUUUAUGAAGCCCAUUUCAUGCUGCUUUCGUUACUGACGGUGGGAAGCGAUGCUUUCCACUCAGUUCCAACUUAUUUUUUUUCAAACUGGUUUUGGAGGCUGAAAUGGAGGAUAUGAUCAUUUAUUAUGAAAAUUAAACACUUAAACACUGAAA